AUUUAUAUAUAUCUUAAGAGAAGACAAAGCAAUAGAUUUUUCUUGUUCACAAUGGGUAGAGAAGAAGAAUCCAAAAAGAUGGAAAUUGAUCUCUCUUUGAAGAUAGAUAGUGAUGAUGAGCAAGAAGAAGAAGUAGAUCGUGAGCUUGUUAAAGAGGAUGAUGAGAAGGAAGAAGUACAUGAAGCUACAGCUGGUGAAAUAGAAGAUGAUGAUGCUUCAGUUAUACAACUAUCUUUGCAAGAUGACACGAAAAUAAAACAGUUAAGUGCUUUAGAAAUGGAGAUGGAAAGUAUGAAAGAAGAAAACAAAGCCUUGAGGAAAGUGGUGGAACAAACAAUGAAAGACUACUAUGAUCUGCAAACCAAAUUUUCAGUCAUCCAAGAAAAUAAUAAUAAUAAAAGAAAGGAUCGUCAACUUUCUCUCUCACUACAAGACAAUAAUGCAGCCACAAGUGGUGAAGGACCAUCAAGAUCAUUUCAUGAGAUCUUUAGUCAAAAAAUUCAAAGAACUUCAUCUCCAUUACCACCAAACAAUAUUAGUGAAGAUGAUAGUAUAAGUGAGAGUGAUUUGGGUUUGUCAUUGAGGAUGCAGACAAUAAGCACGUGUCAGAGAGAUACUGAAGGCAAAAAAGAACAGUUGGGAAGUUUUGAAUCAGUGCAGAAUAAAAUGCAAAGGGUACAUGAGGUGCCUAGUGUUACUACUACUCAUGCUGCUUAUUCCCCUCCUAAUAGAAAGGCUAGGGUUUCUGUUAGAGCAAGAUGUGAAACUGCCACAAUGAAUGAUGGGUGCCAAUGGAGAAAAUAUGGACAAAAAAUAGCAAAAGGAAAUCCAUGUCCACGUGCCUACUAUCGCUGUACUGUUGCUCCAGGCUGUCCAGUUAGAAAACAAGUGCAAAGAUGUAUAGAUGACAUGUCUAUACUAAUUACAACAUAUGAAGGAACACAUAACCAUCCACUACCUGUUGGUGCAACUGCAAUGGCUUCAACAGCUUCAGCAGCAGCUUCAUUUAUGUUACUAGAUUCAAGCAAUCCUAAUAUUUCAGAUUAUGGUUUCACAACCCAACAAUCCUUUAAUCCUUACACUAAUAAUAGUUUUCACCACCCAUUAAACCAAUCUCCAAAUAUUAGAAGCAUCAACCCCAAUGAUCCAUCCCAAGGAAUUGUUUUUGACCUCACCAAUAACAAUAAUAAUGAACUCAACGAACAGCGACGAUUUUCUACUGCAGGUAGCUCCAGCUCCAAUAUUUCAACUGAUCAACCUCGUUUUUCUUGGAUGCAAAACAAAUACCAACAGCAGAGUAAUACUAGCAAUGCUAAUAUUACAAUGAACAAUUUUCAUAACCCUAGAGUAAUGGAUAUUCAUGAUAGGGUUUGGAAAGGAUCAGAAGAAAAUAAUAACAACAAUGUGUCUGCAAUUGCAUCAGAUCCUAAGUUUAGGCUUGCUGUUGCAGCUGCAAUUUCAUCACUCAUGAAUAAAGAAAGCAACAACACCACUACUCAUGGUAGCAACAAUUGAGUCAUUGAUCAUCAAUCUCUUUUUGGGAAUGGUAAGCCCACUAUAUGAUUUUUUUUUUCGCUACAAAGAAGUUAAUAAUAGUAAUAAUAAGUUUGUUUUGAAGACAAACAAAGAAGAAAGUGAAUGUUAUUAUGUAGCAAUAUAUUACAAUAGUGGUUAUUGGUUAACUAAGUGAGUUAAGUAUUAGAUUUUCAUAUAUAAACAAUUAUAUUCCUAUACAUAAGGCGGCUACUAGCAAAUUCUGUUUCACUUGUAAUCUGGCUUUUCUUGUUUACUGUUGUGAAGAGAAGUUUGUGUCAUUAGCUGAAUUAGAUACAAAGGAUUUAUAACAUAUUACUUAUUUAAGUAUAUAUUAGAAAGCCUUUCUUAUCUGGUUUGUGUCAUUCUUAGUUGUAGGGAACCAUCAUGUUAACCAAUGAGGUUGUAACAUGUCCAAAAAAAGUUGUGUAAAGAAACAAUGUUAACAACAACGAUAAGUAAAAUAGGUAUGAACUUAGACCUUUUUUUUUUUUUUUAUUUUUAUUUUUUACAAUAUCUUUAUAUUUGUUUUAUUAACUUUGCACCAGCUUAAAUUGAAAUAUCAAACUUUCAACGUAGACAAUCUCCUGACUAUAAACAAAAGUUAAGGACAAUCACUUAGUGAAGUUGGCUUAUACUUACCAUAGUCGGUGUUUUUUCAUGAUCAACUAUAUGUUGCAGUAUCAAGGGUUAUAUUAAGGAAGGGAUUGAAGAUUCUUUUAAUAGAUGAAAAUGGUGAUUGCAUGACUACGACUUCCAACGUAGUAUACAGAGAAGUUUUUUGAAAUGUGUAUUAAUUAAUGCACCGAUACGAUGAAAAAACGAAUUUUUGUACACCAAAAUAUUUAUAUAAUAUUGGAUCAAUAUUACGUGUUA
Molecule: messenger RNA, 2409 nt
Organism: Medicago truncatula (barrel medic)
Lineage: Eukaryota; Viridiplantae; Streptophyta; Magnoliopsida; Fabales; Fabaceae
Product: probable WRKY transcription factor 9
Exons: 5
Coding region: 52-1515 (487 amino acids)
Biological process (GO): regulation of DNA-templated transcription
Molecular function (GO): DNA-binding transcription factor activity; sequence-specific DNA binding
Source: RefSeq, a predicted model, not a curated record